This is a messenger RNA of Trichoderma reesei QM6a, 438 nucleotides long. RefSeq lists its product as uncharacterized. The coding region runs from base 1 to 438 and encodes 145 amino acids. Lineage: Eukaryota; Fungi; Ascomycota; Sordariomycetes; Hypocreales; Hypocreaceae. The record is from RefSeq and is a predicted model, not a curated record. The transcript is spliced from 4 exons.
AUGCCUGUCGGAUUUAAGCGUUCCCAUUACAAUCACACGAUUUCUUGUGCAGAUUGCUUCAGGGGAACUAUCCACGAGGGAACUCCAAGAGGCAAAGAGGAGACAUUGCAUCAUGUCCUCACAUAUAUCGCCGCCCCCGAGACGCACUCGAGCAAACUCACGGGACAACCAGCAGAAGAGGGCGGCAGCACAUCUCUAUUCGAUGCUCACUUCGUGGCGCACCCAGACGGCCUUAAGGUACCGGAUGACUUGUGUGUCGCAGCCAGCCGGUUCAGAGUCCCCGUCAGCCUUGCAGUUGGAGACCCUGACAUGGUGUUGUCCAAGGCAAAUAUUGACAGCAUUGAACGCGGACUGCGGAAAGCUUUUGAAGGAGAGACGGAUAAUAACGCGACAAUAAGAAUACUAGUCGUCCUCAUUCAUCAGCAAACCGAACUGUGA